Messenger RNA from Planococcus citri (citrus mealybug), 792 nucleotides. RefSeq names its product kelch-like protein 12. Gene Ontology annotation, molecular function: protein binding. The record is from RefSeq and is a predicted model, not a curated record. The transcript has a single exon. Bases 1 to 792 code for a protein of 263 amino acids. NCBI's taxonomy places the organism in Eukaryota, Metazoa, Arthropoda, Insecta, Hemiptera, Pseudococcidae.
AUGGACGAAUACAGAAAAAAGAAUCUCUUUUGCGAUGUAAUUCUCGAUGUCAACGGUGCUCAAUUUCCUUGUCAUCGUCUCGUUUUGACAUCCUCCUCUACUUAUUUUCAAGCUAUGUUCAAUGGAAAUUUCAAAGAAAGCAGCUCGAAAACCAUCCCCAUUCAGGACAUCGAUGCCGAAGUAAUGGAAAUCUUGCUGUCCGCUAUUUAUACCAUGCGAAUUCGUUUGCUUCCGAGUAAUGUGUAUUUCGUAUUGAAAGCGAGCCAUGUGCUCCAAUGCGAUAGGAUUUUCAACGCAUGUGUGGACUGUAUUAUCAAGAACGUAGACCGUAUGCUUUAUUUACCUGAAACAUGUGCAUUUGCAAAAACCAUAGGAGCUGAAAAAUUAUAUGAUGCGUGUAUAGGGAGGUUAGCUGGGGUCCCGAGAGUUUGGGGAAAAACUGACGGUUUCUUGGAUCUGUCGUACGAUAUAGUAAAACAUUUACUGUCAAAAGUAAGAAUAUCGUCUAUUAAUCAUUUCGAUGAUGAUAUUAUCGCAGUAAUUAUCAAAUGGUGUAAACAUAAUAACGUUAGUGCGAAGGAUAUGAGGAUGCUCUUGCAAGUUCCUACAUUUGACAAUGUUUCCCCCUUGACAUUAGCAGUUGCUGAACUGAUAGAUGCUGCAAGAAAUGAAGAUAGCAGUCACAGUGUGGGACAUGGAAUUCAAUUCAAUGAUAGUGAUUUGAGCUUAAAUCUUUACUUAGAUUGUAUUGAUCAGAGAUGGCGCGAUUCCGAUUUUUUUAAGGAGUCGUGA